AUGAUCUCAAAAUUCCUUUUCCAAUUAAUCAUAUUAUUGUUUUACAUAAGUUCAAAUGUAAAUGCACUUUGGCCUCUUCCUCAAUAUUGGGUAAAAGGUUCAAAAACCCUUUCAAUCUCGCCACACUUUUCUCUAAAACAAACUUCUGAAACUGAUUCUAUACUCAAUGCUAAAACCAAAGAAAUUCUCGAAUCAGCUAAAAAUCGUCUAUUAAAUUUCUUAACAUCAGAAAAAUAUGUUUCGCCAAAUGUUAAAUCUAUCGUUCCAAAAACCAUAGAUGAAUCAAACACGUUAGGAUGUCUAACUAUUUCAAUUACUACAAAUGCUUCAGAAUUAGAUUUAGGAAUUGAUGAAUCAUAUGAACUUAUAAUUCCUGAAUCACAAAAUGAUGAUGAUCCAUUAACGGCUUCUCUUAAAGCCGAAACCGUAUUUGGUGUCCUUCAUGGUUUAAACACAUUUUCUCAACUUCUAUAUUAUAAUAACUCUAAAUUAUUGUUGCCUUUUGUGCCACAUAACAUAAAAGAUUUUCCUCGAUUUUCACAUCGAGGUUUGUUAUUGGACACUGCAAGGAAUUAUUUUCCUGUAAAAGAUAUUUUGACGACGUUGGAUAUAAUGAGCUGGAAUAAGUUUAAUGUAUUUCAUUGGCAUAUUGUCGAUGCUACUAGUUGGCCUGUAGUUAGCGAAGUAUAUCCAGAUUUGAGUAAUAAAGGAGCUUAUGAUCCAGAAUAUAUGGUUUAUACUAAAAAAGAUAUCAAGAAGGUUAUCGAUUAUGCAAAGCUUAGAGGAAUUAGGAUUAUUCCGGAAUUUGAUAUGCCAGGUCAUACACAUUCCGUCGCAGAAAGCAUGCCGGAAAUCAUGUCAUGUAUAAAUAAACAACCAAUUUGGACUAAUUAUGCUGUUGAACCACCAAGCGGCCAAUUAAAUAUUGCAUUGCCCAAAACUUAUGAAUUUAUUCACAAUCUCAUUCCUGAGCUAACAUCCUACUUCACUGAUAAAUAUUAUCAUGCUGGUGGAGACGAAGUAAACAUAAAUUGUUGGAAUACCACACCAUCAAUCAUUGAAUAUUUAUCUCAAAAUCCGAAUUCCUCCGUUGAAACACUUCUCGCCAAAUUCAUUAACGAAACUCACGAAAUUGUUCGUAAAUCAAAAAAGACACCAAUAACGUGGCAAGAAAUGAUCGUUAAUCAUAAUCUGCCUUUGAUGAAGGAUAUUGUUGUUCAAGUUUGGACUACCAAAGACAUAGUUAAGGAAGUUGUGAGUAAAGGAUAUAGAGUCAUUGUAGGGAGCAGUGAUUUUUGGUAUUUGGACUGCGGACAUGGUGCAUGGGUUGGAAAUGAUAUUAAUGGUACUAGUUGGUGUGAUCCAUAUAAAACUUGGCAAAAAAUAUAUUCUUAUAAUCCAUUUGAUGGAUUAACCGACGAAGAAGCUAAAUUGGUUAUAGGAGGCGAGAUCCUAUUAUGGACAGAACAAGCUGAUCCAACAAACUUAGAAAAUUUCUUGUGGCCGCGUUCAUCCGCAGCUGCCGAAAUUUUGUGGUCUGGACCUUACGACACUUCCAAAAAAAUUCGAACUCCGGAUAAAGACGUAUUAGCGCGGUUAACAGAUUGGAGAUUUAGAAUGGUCGAUAGGGAUGUAAAAGCAAUCCCACUACAACCUUUGUGGUGCGCUCGCACAGGAAUGUGCGAUAUGCCCUAA
Messenger RNA from Dentiscutata erythropus, 1695 nucleotides. NCBI's taxonomy places the organism in Eukaryota, Fungi, Glomeromycota, Glomeromycetes, Diversisporales, Gigasporaceae. The record is from the annotation of a GenBank genome assembly.